This is a messenger RNA of Octopus sinensis (East Asian common octopus), 347 nucleotides long. RefSeq names its product histone H4-like. Bases 1 to 309 code for a protein of 102 amino acids. Gene Ontology annotation, biological process: nucleosome assembly. The transcript has a single exon. Gene Ontology annotation, molecular function: protein heterodimerization activity; structural constituent of chromatin; DNA binding. The record is from RefSeq and is a predicted model, not a curated record. Lineage: Eukaryota; Metazoa; Mollusca; Cephalopoda; Octopoda; Octopodidae.
AUGUCUGGACGUGGUAAAGGUGGCAAAGGAGGAAAGAGUGGUGCAAAACGAUUUCGAAAGAUAUUAAUUGACAAUAUACAAGGAAUUACUAAGCCAGCAAUAAGAAGACUAUGUCGAAGAGGGGGUGUUCGAAGAAUUUCUGGAAAAAUUUACGAGGAGACACGUUCUGUCCUUAAGAUUUUUAUUGAGCAAACUGUUCGUGAUUGUAUUUCCUAUACUGAACAUGCCAAAAGAAAAACUGUUAUCGCAAUGGACGUUGUUAAUGCCUUGAAACGUCAAGGUAGGACAAUUUACGGAUUUGGUGGAUAAAUUAUACAUAAUUUUUUUAAUAAAAUACAUUGAUAUUC